Molecule: messenger RNA, 1574 nt
Organism: Arachis stenosperma
Lineage: Eukaryota; Viridiplantae; Streptophyta; Magnoliopsida; Fabales; Fabaceae
Product: B3 domain-containing protein LOC_Os12g40080-like
Exons: 6
Coding region: 121-1443 (440 amino acids)
Molecular function (GO): DNA binding
Source: RefSeq, a predicted model, not a curated record
CUUCGCCGUAAUUAAGAACUUCCAAAGUUUCCAUAUUUAUAACGCAUUGGUUUUGCACUUUGAUCAUAAUCACAUUAUCCUUAAGGCACUCGAGUUAAGAACCAGCUGCUUCAUCAAGCAAUGUCAUCUCCACCAGGCCCCAUUCACUUUUUCCAGAUUGUUAAUGAAACCAGCCUUCAAAAUGGUGAAUUGAGGAUUCGCAGAAGUUUUGUAAGUGAACAUUGGCAAGGAAUAUCAAGCCCGGUAUUACUUGUGCUUCCUAAUGGUUCCGAAUGGAAGAUGGACUGGGAAAAGCGUGAUGCUGAUGUUUGCUUUGUUCAAGGUUGGAAGAAAUUUGCAGAGUUUUAUUCUUUGGAAAAGGAGCAGGUUUUGAUGUUCAAGUAUGAAGGAAAGUCACGGUUCAAUGUUAUAAUACUCGGUCGGAGUGGCUUGGAAAGGGAGUAUCCUUUGUUGAAUGGAACUCUUGAAGCUGAAGGGAGUGGUAACUCUAAAAGGCCAAACUCUCUGUUGCGAAAUUCUCCUAAGAAGAGAAGAACCAACACAGAAGAAGAAGCUAGAUUCAAUGCAUGUUCUCAUAAUGCAAGGCCAAGAGACAGAGAUGGAAGGAGAAUCUUCUCAAAAUCUGAGGCUUCUAACAACGUGGAGGCACCAAAACAUGCUGAAAGUAGUAGUGCUUUGGAGAGAGCCUGGGCCUUCAGUUCUCUGAAUCCUUGGUUCUAUCGCAGAAUGAGACCAGCGUACAUCAAUAACUAUCUUCUGUUCAGAGCAGAAGAUUAUGUAACAGAAGAAGAAAGAAAGGAGAAUGAGUUUCUCAGUCUCUGGGUUACCGAUGAGAGUAGACCAUGGCAUGCUAAGAUCUCGAAGCAUGAUAGUAAUGGACAGAUAAUGCUUACUACGGGUUGGAAGCAAUUUGUAAGGGACAACAACCUGAAACUAAAUGAUGUUUGUGUUUUUGAGAAAACUAGAAAUUCCGAAGGACUUUCAUUUAGAGUUAUUAUCUACCGUGCCACGCAAGAAUCAACCAAUAUUCCAUCUCAAGAUGGAGCAAACCAAAGCAACCAAACCAAUGUUAGAAACAGUUUUGCUGAAAGGGGCCAUGAAGGAACUUCAAAAGAAUACUCAAAAAAUUACAAACGUCGCGGACGUGCCAGCAAAUGGACUGAAGAUCAGUUCACUAUCACCUUAAAGCAAAGUCAGCACAUACCUUAUGGCUUUGCCAAAAAAUAUCUACAAAAGGCAAAAGCUUUGACACUGCAGAUUGGGAACAGAAUAUGGGAGAUUAAGCUAGACUAUUAUCCACAUCAUUGCUAUGCCAGAUUAUCUUCGGGAUGGCCCAAAUUUGUUAAGGAUUGUAAUCUUAAGGAAGCAGAUGAAUGCACCUUUCAGCUGAUAGAUAGGGAGAACUUUGUAUUUGAUGUUAGAAUUUUAAAUUGCAUCAACUGAAUUCUAAUUACUAGUCAGUAAUACUUAGUGUACAAAUCUUAUUUCUUUAUUUUCCUUUUUCUUUUAUUUUUUUAAAUUUAUUUUUAUCUUGUAAAUAGACACUGAUCUCUGUUUAAGAAUAAUGAAUUGAA